CGAUUCUUAUUCGGACCGUUGCCCACUAAACUUUUCGGAAUGAUAAUUGAAGGCGUAUCAACAUGAAAUUAACAUAAUUGUCAAGACUGCGAUGGUAAUGUGUUCUUUUGUCAAGUUGCGUUCCUUUCUGUGGUCAUGAGCCAAUUUGAUUCAUACGCAAAUCGGCGAGAACAUGGUCUCGGUUCAUCCGGAACGAGCCAAGCAUCAAAUUCUUCAACUUCCCUUUCAUCAGCUUUUUUGCAUUUGACCAAAAAGCAAGUUCAAUUCUUUGAUCAUGUGAUCGAUCUUCUACCGGAAAAUGCAACCGAUUUUAGUCAAUUGAAAAAAGCCUACAACCUUGCUCGCCAAGACGUUCAAUCCAUCCUGGGAACGCAAGUCGAUCAACAAACUGACACUGCUUUAUGGGAUGCUCUACUCCGGCUGACACACAUUCGAGCAAGGACGUGGGCUCAAAGAUGGGAUGCCGUUCGAACGUCUUUGGGUUUACAACCUCUAAACGUAAGUGAAGAUGACACAAGUGAGCAAAGUUCAAUUGAAGCCGAUGACGAAAAUGAUUCGACAAAGCGUUUCUUCCAAGACAAACAACGUCCAAGGUCUUGGCAUGCCAAUCGUGUUAGGGAAACUCCCAAUGAAAUGGGUCAAGGGUCCUCUUCUACCGUUAUGGAAAGUCCUGCUGCAUCUCGGCUUCAAAGGCAUCAGAGUGACCGGAUCGUCAAUCAAAAUGAGCUAGAGCAAUUACGUGCGAGAAUGGCAGCUCUGACUGCACAAGCUAGUACUCUGGCCAGCAGUCUAAAAAAUCCAUCAGAAGCAGAAGUUGUGCCUGUGAACCGACCUUCGAUCCUGGUGAAGCAGAUGGGCAGAACCCCGGUAGCAAACAGAGACCGGAAAUUGCGGUUUGCAAAAUCCGAAGAACGCUUUGAUAUAAGCAAGGCAACUACAGUCGAAAGCGCAAGUGAUGAAGAUGACAAAAGAACGCUGAAAGAGCCAAGUAAGACUCGAGAUGUGGCUUCAUCUUCUACUCCUGUCAAACGACGAUUUGAUGAGGUGGUUGCAAGAUCGAGAUUGGAGCGUGAUGCUGCCCGUCGAGCAGCAGAGGCUCAACAAGAAGCGGAGAAUGAAGCGCAAUUAAGCCAUCUUUACCGUCAAGCGGAUGCGAUGUAUGCGAUGACGGUCCAAAACAGAUGCUUCUCUUGGUGGUUGACACUACAUAGAAAACGUCAGUCGCGAUUACAAAGUGCCGUUCAAGAACGAAAUACGUCCUUGCAGCAGAAAGCAUUUCAAUCUUGGAAAGCAAAAGCAGACAAUCACAGAAAGAAACAAAAUAGUGCAGUGAAAAUAGAUGUAGUCCGAUGCAAGUUGCGAGCGUGGCGUACCUGGAUUCGGCGAUUGAAAGAGGAAAGGAAGAAGCAACGUGAAGAGAAACGGAUGGAAUUACGUGGUGCAUUUGAGGUAAUCCGUAGUCGUAUGGAACAUCGAAUAGUAUCCGAAACUUUUGCAAAAUGGCGCAUUUCAUGGAUGGAAGUAAGAGCGACUCGAUUUCGUUCAGAGCAUCUGUUGCGAGGUGCAAUGAGCUUAUGGACAAUUCAAACAUGGCAAACUUCAUCUCUACGAGAAAAGGAGCAACAGAUUGUCGGAAAGCAAAGUCAAACGUUGAUUCGGUUGGCUUUCACUAGAUGGACACAGGCGUAUAAGACGCAUAAUUUGCUAGAAGUUGCUCAAUCGUUCGAUCGUCAACUUACUCUACGCACAUUUUUCGAGCGCUGGUCUCACGCAAAGGCAGAACAGGCUAUUUUUCAUCGUAAAGAAGCCUUGGCAGACAGAUGGCGUCAACGUCGAAUCAAGCAAAAAGUAUGGAUGAAGUGGUCAAAGAAGACUGUCACCAUUAUGACGCAGCAAGAAGAAGCAAUUCAGUUUGAGAAUAAAUUGGCACAGAAACGUAUUUCAACCUUUUUCCAUUUUUGGCUAUUGCGUGAAAGAGAACAGCUUUUUCAACGAAUCACUUCGGCUCGUAUUCUGACAAGAUCAAUAACGACUUGGCAUGACAAAAUGAUCACUAUGAAAGAAUCGUUGAGAGAACGUGAGAUGAAAGUUGUUGCAAUGCAAAAGCAACAUUUACUUCAGAGGACGUUCAGCAUCUGGCGUGAUACCACAUUCAAGAUCGUAUCUGCACAAGAGUUGGCUGCUAGAGGGGACCGAAGGAAGCUGUUGAGUGAAGCACUGGCAGCAUGGAAGCGAGUGAAUGAGAAAAGAAUGGUCGAUGAACGCAAAGCCGUUUCUGUCAAUGUGGUAAACACUCAACGCCGCUUCUUGAAUCUUUGGAUUGCUCGUAGAAGGGAAGCAAAGCUGGAAAGAUGGACGGAAGAACAUCGUCAGACUACAUUGCGUGAAACUUUAUCUUUAUGGCUCGCACGCACAAAAGAGAAACGGAGGGAGUCGUUGGCCGUCGGAAUGUUGCGAAGUAAGAUGGAGAAGAGAGUAAGGGCCGAAGUACUGCGGAUCUGGACGGAGCGAGUGAUCGAACGAAAGAGUGCAUAUAUGGAAGCAGCAGAAGCCCGUGAUGGCUUGUUGAUUCAGCGUGCAUGGUCAGCCUGGAUGCAAGCCUGUAUAAAACAUGAAGAUCAACUGAAUCUUUCCAAUAGCUUCCGAGAUGUCAAACAAGAAGAGUGGCUUCGACGCUUGUUCAACAAAUGGGUAAAUGCAGCAAGAGCAGAGCGUAUCCGACGUGAAAAGAUGGAGCAAUUCCUGAUGCAAAGACGCAGAAAAAUUCUUGAGAAUGUGUUUGAAGUUUGGUACGAUCGAUUUGCCGAAUCUUCUUUGCAUGAGAUUGAAUUGAAAGCUUUAUUGCAAAGACAAGAUGCGGUCAAAAAUGAUAUCUUUGCACGUUGGAAAGCAAAGACACGCUCUUUACCUGCUAUUCAACUUGAUCAUGCUCGAAUCAAAUCGAACGCAUUCUACAUUUGGCGAGAUCGACUACCACUUGCGAAAUUACAAAGACAAGCAGUCACCCAUGAUCGUAUACAAAUGGAAGCAAAAGCGUUCAAUCAUUGGCGUCAGAUGGCAAAAGCAAAGAGAGCAUUCCGUGCUGCUGCUCGUUUUGGUGGCCCUUCAGCCGUUCAUAUACGUGCAGCAAGAAGAAGAAGUAGUGGUAUAAAUGGAGGGGCGAAUUCUGGUGGCGUCUUUGGUGGCGGUGGUGGAAAGACACCGAAAAGUAGAAACAGAAGUUCUAAUGCGAUCAGUCAGAGUCCCGAGGACAAAAGUUUGCAGAUUACGAGACCAAACAGCGUUGCAGGAGAAAUGGAGGAUAAUAGACCCUUUUUGCCUCUCGAUGCAGAUGUUUCGUCCUUACGUGAAUCCGAUUUGGUGAUGGAAGGUAAUAGGCGAGGAGGUCGAAAUCUUGGCAGGUCAUCUCCUAUGAAGCAACCAUCUCAUUCCCUUGCUCAACUUGCAGGCCGUCAUCUGAUUUCGCCAGAAAAGUCAGAAGCAUCGAACAUACCCAAGCAGCCUACAGUGAGUAAUUGGAUACGUCGUACUGGACAGGCUAGAGAUGCAUCGAGCGAAGUACACUCCGAGCCACCUCAACGUGAUGACAUUGCUGGAAGUAGUCGAGGCCGUUUAGUUGAAAUCAGCUCGGCCGCACAUGAUCGCAGAAUGAGUAGAACACCAAGCCCGGCCAGCAAAACACAAAGUGAGGCAACCCUUCGAAUCAAAAGCAGUCUGCGUAAAGGCUUACCGACAAGUACAUCUCAACGAAGUGGAAUCGCGGAUAUCUUUAACGCAAGAAGAAGAAAGCAGAUGCAACUUUAAACAAUUUCCGGACAAUUUAUAAAACAUGUAUUAUACAUUAUAGCUGUAACCUAUUAAUACCUUCGC
This is a messenger RNA of Meira miltonrushii, 3870 nucleotides long. RefSeq lists its product as uncharacterized. Bases 136 to 3804 code for a protein of 1222 amino acids. The transcript has a single exon. Lineage: Eukaryota; Fungi; Basidiomycota; Exobasidiomycetes; Exobasidiales; Brachybasidiaceae. The record is from RefSeq and is a predicted model, not a curated record.